AUUUGACACUUGAACUGAGUGCUGCUGCUCUCCAGCUCAUUCUCUCAUACAAUGACGAGUGAAGAACACAAGAUACUUUGAACAUCACCGCGAUAUUACGAUAUUAUCAUUCAUCCUCCAGCGGGAUUUAAUCGGUUAGAUGAGCGACUGAUGGAUUCAUAGCUGUUGAUUUUCCUGUGCAGUUCUGUGGACGCAAAAUAUAUGCAGAGUCUCAGAGUUUGAUGGCUGGUUGGGUCAGUGAGGGUCCUGCAGGAUGAAUUCUUUCCCGCCAAUAGACAGACACAUCCAGCAAACUAAUGACCGACUGCACUGCAUCAAACAGCAUCUGCAAAAUCCGUCAAAUUUCCAGACUGCGGCGUCAGAGCUGUUGGACUGGUGCGGUGAUCCACGAGCGUUCCAGCGGUCCUUUGAGCAAAGUCUGAUGGGAUGCCUAACGGUGGUGAGUCGAGUGGCGGGGCAGCAGGGCUAUGACAUGGAACUGGGGUAUCGAUUACUGGCCGUCUGUGCUGCAAACAGGGACAAAUUUACCCCCAAAUCAGCAGCUCUGUUGUCCUCAUGGUGUGAGGAUCUGGGUCGACUUUUACUGCUGCGCCACCAGAAGAACAGACCGACUAAUCCGUCGGUGAUGAAGAACCAGAUGCAACCAAACAUCAGCAACAUCAAACCGCUUUCACACGGGUGGGAGAGAGCAGUGUGUAUUGUAGAUGCAAUGGCAUCAUCAGUGGAGCGGUUGUUACGUGAUGCACCGUUUCAAUAUGACUCUGUCUCCUGGCAACAAAACACCAAUCAACCAUCUGGUUCUGUCUCUGUGGUAACCACUGUAUGGGGUGUGACCAAUACAUCACAGACACAAGUGUUGGGGAACUCCAUGGUCAACACAAACAGCCAUAUGAAUGCAAUGGCAGGGGGUAAUGGGGGUAUGAACCCGGGGCAGUUUGCUGGGCAGCAGUUUUCCUCUAAGGGUAACCCUAGUCAAGCAUACAUGCAACAGGGCAUGUACGGGCGACGCAGCUACCCCAGCGGAGGAGGAUUUGGGGGCAGUUAUGGGGGCGGUCCUAACUCCACAGGUGGGAUGGGCAUGUCUUCAGAGACACGCCCCCAUUCUGACUUCAGCCAACCAGCUGCUGCUGCUGCUGCUGCUGCUGUGGCUGCUGCUGCUGCUACGGCAACAGCCACUGCCACGGCAACUGUUGCCGCCUUGCAGGAGACGCAACACAAGGACAUGAAUCAGUAUGGCCCGAUGUGUUCGUCUUUUCAGAUGGGACCAACCCAGACGUACAGCACUCAGUUUAUGAAUCAGCCCGGCCCCCGGGGGCCCCCUGCCAUGCCUGGGGCCAUGAACGCAGGGGGCAUGAACAUGGGGCAGCCUCGAGGGCAGAUGGCACAGAUGGGGCAGUACGGGGGUCAUCCUCAGAGGAUGCCACAGCAGUGUUACGGUCCCGGGCCACGACCCAUGCAGGGGGUGAAGAGACCAUAUCCGGGAGAGGGGAACUAUGGGGGGCAGCAGUAUGGACCAAAUGGGCAGUUUUCCUCUCAACAGGGGCAAUACCCUAAUUCUACCCCCACCAGAGCCCUGUCUUCACCCCAUUACCCCGCUCAGAGAAUGCCAGGACAGCCCGGGACUCCAGAACUAUACCCGUCCAGUGGCGCGGGACAGUUCUACAAGGAGCCCAGUAAUAACUGUAACACAGUGAACCCUCAUUAUAACCAGCCCAACAUGAGCGGGCCUCCGCGGUCGAUGGGCGAUUACCCCCACUCUCCCUUGCCGGGCAAUCAAACGCCCCCUGUGACUCCAGGAAGGAAUAUACCUCCGUAUAUGUCACCAAACCAGGAUGUGAAGCCGCAGUUUCCUCCUGAUAUUAAACCCAACAUCAAUGCGCUGCCUCCACCUCCAGGUAACUCUAACGAGGAGUUGCGCCUGACGUUCCCUGUUCGGGAUGGUGCGGUUCUGGAACCGUUCAGACUUGAGCACAAUCUGGCUGUCAGUAAUCAUGUCUUCCACUUGAGACCCACCGUAUACCAGACACUCAUGUGGAGGUCUGAUCUGGAGCUGCAGUUUAAGUGUUAUCAUCAUGAGGACAGACAGAUGUACACUAACUGGCCGGCGUCGGUGCAGGUCAGCGUCAAUGCUACACCUCUAACCAUCGAACGCGGUGAAAAGACUUCACAUAAACCCCUGCAUCUUAAACACGUGUGUCAACCCGGACGCAACACCAUCCAGAUUACCGUGACGGCAUGCUGUUGUUCGCACCUGUUUGUUCUUCAGCUGGUUCACCGGCCGUCGGUUCGAUCCGUCCUGCAGGGUUUACUGAAGAAGAGACUCCUCACAGCAGAACACUGUGUCAACAAAGUAAAGAGGAACUUCAGCAGUGUGGCGGUCUCGGUGGGCGGGGCCUGUCUGAGCGGCGAGGAUGGGGUGGAGCAAACGGCCAUCAGAGUGUCUUUAAAAUGUCCAAUCACGUUCCGGCGCAUUCAACUGCCGGCGAGAGGCCACGACUGCAGACAUGUUCAGUGUUUUGACCUGGAAUCAUAUUUAGAGCUGAACUGUGAGCGAGGAACAUGGAGAUGUCCAGUGUGCAAUAAAACAGCUCUGUUAGAAGGUUUGGAGGUGGACCAGUACAUGUGGGGAAUCCUGAAUGCUCUACAAACUUCAGAGUUUGAGGAGGUGACGAUCGACCCGUCCUGCAGCUGGAGACCCGUGCCGGUAAAACCUGAGCUGCACAUAAAGGAGGAUCCAGACUGGCCGACGUCCAAGCGCUUCAGAACCACCAGUCCCAGUCAGAUGAUUCUGCCCAAUGUCUUGGACAUGAUUGCUCAGCUGGGACCUGGAGCCUCUCCGUACCGCAACCAGAACCCAAACCAUCAGAACAACAGCACAGGCAACAGUUACCCAAGCCACAGUAACUUUGGUGACUAUCCCCAUGGCAACCCUGCAGCAUCAUCAGUAAAUGAGUUCAUGCAGGGUAACCCGCUCUCCCACCCACCGACAGACCUGCCCACCUCUGAGAGCAUGCUGGCACACACGCUACAUAACAUGAUGCCUCAUCCAGUCAACCCAGAUCAAUGCCACAAUCCCCUGCAGCAUCACAGCGGCCCGCCCCUCCCCUGCAGACCGCCGCCUAGCCGGCAGGACUCUGCCCCCAGCGGCCACAUGCACCCAGAAAUGACCUUUAACCCCUCGGCCAGCCUGGAGUGUAGCUCGGACAUUCCCGAGGCCUCUUUAGAUCUGCUGCCUGACCUGAUGAAUCCAGAUGAUCUUCUGUCGUAUCUUGAUCCUCCAGAUCUUCCCAGCAGCGCCAACGACGAUCUGCUGUCUCUCUUUGAGAAUAACUGAGAAAGGCUGUUGACCCUGAGGUCAAACUGUCCAUUAGCAGCUCCUUUAUACUUGACAAAGACAAAUGCACUUACCAUUAUCUUCUUCCUGUACAGACGAGAGAUUUCUAAACCAGCGUGGGGAGACGCCGUCCAGGCCGCACUGCUCAAAUGAACUUCUGCAGCAAAAUUAUGUCUGUUUUUGUUUUUUUACCACAAAUUGUUUAAAACUAGUAAAUGUGUGGUUGCGUGUGUGGAUUUUGUUCUGAAACACAGACAAACAAACGUCCGCUAUGAUACUUCGUGCAACUCCAUGUUAUUGUUUCAGCUGAAGUCUCAGUUUUGGGUUGUUUAUAUUUUGUUGUUGUUGUUUUUUUUCCACUAAAACCUGCAGUACAGUUUUGUCCUUAAAGGGACAGUUCACCCAAAAAUGAAAAUUCUCUCAUCAUUUACUCACCCUCAUGGCAUCAUAGAUGUGUAUGACUUUAUUUCUUCUGCAGAACUCAAAUGAAGAAUUUUAGUCCUUACAAUGCAAGUGAAUGGUGGCCAGAACUUUGAAGCUCCAAAAAGCACAUAAAGACAGCAUAUCAUAUCCAUAACUCCAGUGGUUUAAUCCAUGUCUUCUGAAGCGAUAUGAUAGGUGUGGGUGAGAAACAGUCCUUUUUGACUAUAAACCUUCACUUUUACUUUCACAUUCUGAAAGUGAAAGUGAAAAUAGAGAUUUAUAGUAAAAAAAAGGAUUGAAAUAUUGAUUAAUGUUGUGAUGGGAGCAUUUGAAACUCUGCCUCAUGAAGACCUUUACAGAUCUUUUGUUGUGAAUCAGUGUUUCAGAGUGUGUAUCAAACUGGCAAAGUCGCGUGAUUUCAGAAAACGAGGCUUCGUUUUGUCAUAUGGUUUCAAAACGAUCCGAAAUGUUUCGCGAUUUGAUGCUAGGGAGUGUGGACCCCACAGUGAACUCCUGAAUCUGUUUCAAAUAUAUGGUUGAAACUGAUCUUAAGUCAGUUUAGCAAUAACUUCAAAUUCAAAUAGCUGGUUUGAAUUUAACCCUUUAAGCUCGGUUGGGCUCGCUGAGAAAAAUAAAUUGUCAAUAUAUUAAUAACUACAGUCUUGGCCAACACAAAAUAGGUAUCGAUUGAAUGCUUAGAAGCUCUACUUACCAGUGCAUGUAUGCAUUAUGACCAAAACUGAACAAGUGCUUUGAAAUUUGCAGACAAAUCAGAAGUGUUUCGUUUUUAUAAUUUAUUUUAAAAAAUUGCACUGUAAAUAUAUUAUUGUAAUCGGUAAAAAAUUCAAACUGAUCAAAUAGCCAUGUGUCAUAUGUUGUUGGAAAGCUUUCAAAGAGUAGAAUACAACCAACCUGUUUGUUUUACUCACAGAUAAAAAUAUAGUGAGUAAUAGCUAAGUAUAUGUCUUUGACAAUUAUGUUGGUGUUGCUUCUAUGCCGCAUUUUCAUUUAUAACUUCACAAAACAUAAACGGAACAUAAAAUAUAACAUAUCAUUAUUUAGAGGAGGCGAUUAUCUUUCAAAUGAGCCCACACACAAGGUAAUCAGAUGUAUAGAUCAUUAGAUAAUCCACAUGAAGCACAAUGUUACAUAUGGCCACCAGGAGAUGGCGCCAAAUACACGACACAGACUCAAUGAUGACUCAAAUGACACAGAAUGAAACUCAUUCUGUGAAAUCUCAUUACUAAAAUCAUGUCUGCAUGCUAUGCAAAUCUUUAGUCAUUGUUGUGUUUGCAUGUGUAAUUACUACUUAUGUACAGUUAUUAUGUUUUAUUUGUUUGGAGACAUUUUUGGACACUAUGAUAAAUAAUUUUUGUAAUGCUGUAACUUUUGAUUGCUUUGUCGUAUCAACACAACAUUUUUCUCAGUUACAGUUAACAUGAUUGGGAACAAAACAAAAGCAGUUUUUCAGAGCUACCUUAUUUACACCCAGAGAUAUAUAAUGUAAUGUAAAAUCAGAAAGAAAGAUUUUUCAGCAGUUUCUUAGGCUGAGUGUCUCAGAAUGUGUCAUAAUCUAUAUCAUUAAAACAAUUUGAAAAGUUUUCUGUACAAUGAGACCAAACACCUUUAAUUUUGGGUAUGCCACUGAAACAGGAAAUCUUUAAAAACACCUUCAGAGCUUAAAGGGUUCAUUUGAUAGUUAUGCCUUUCAUUAUGUUCUCAAAAAUGAAAAUAUAUGCAUUAAAAAAAUGUAUGUAGCAUUGUCAUAGUUACCACUUUUCUGUCUUCCGAUUGCAUUUAUGCAUCUGUGACCAGCAGAUGUCCUCAGCGUGCGGUGUUUCGAGCGCUCCAAAACAGUGAACCAUUUUGCGAAGCAAGCGGAUCAAUUGAUUCGAAGUUUUGGAAAACUUUGUUUCUCCCAUCACUACUUUUAUGAUACAUUUAUGGUGUUUUUUUGUUUGCUUUUUUGUCCUUUUUGGAGCUUGACAGACACCUCAAUGAAUUGAUGUUGUAUGGAAAAUAGUACCAUAAGCGCUACAAUUUGGAAUACAUGAGGGUGAAGAAAUAAUGUCAGAAGUUUCAUUUUUCUUAACCUAUAUGUUCUCAAACUGUUUGUCAAAACGUUGCAGGCUUUCGUCUUACGUCUAGUACACUACAUCUGAUGCAGUUGUGUUUUUUGAUCUCAUGUAAAUGUAUCUGUGAAUAAUUUUGCACGGUUCCACGUUAUGAUUUUUCAUCCAUUUUUCUUCACCACUGUAUGUCCAUGAAUAUUCAUUAUGUGUGAGAGAGAGCAUGAAAGAGACCAUCUGUUCGGAAUGCAAUCAUAGCAUACUGCGUACUGAACACUGCACAGUGUAUACUGUAUAUUGCACACUGUUUUUUGUUUUUUAUAUGUGAAACAGUAUGUACAGAGAAACUUUUGAAACAGUAGUGUGCUACUGUUGUCCAUUUGUCACCUUGGAAAUAAAUAUGGCUAUUCACAUUAUUAUUUCUGUGUAAAUGUGCAUAGUAUACAUACUUGAUACAACAAAAAAAUGAGUAGUAUGGUAGUAUGCUGUUCCGAACAUAGUCUCUGUGUGUACAUCUUCAUGUGUGUGUCACUAUGCUUUCACAUACAGACUGAGCAAUACAUUUGGUUGAGCACUCCAAAUAUACAUUUCAUCUCAGAAAACCAAUAAUGUAUAGAGCUAUCAAAGGAUUUAUGUUAAUAUGAGAGUUACUGUCAAUUUGUACACGUAAAUAUAGCAUUGUGUGAAAUAAAUCUUUAAGGGAGCUUUUGUAUAAGCUUUAAUUGGU
Myxocyprinus asiaticus (Chinese sucker) is the source of this 6553-nucleotide messenger RNA. RefSeq names its product zinc finger MIZ domain-containing protein 1-like. The transcript has 24 exons. NCBI's taxonomy places the organism in Eukaryota, Metazoa, Chordata, Actinopteri, Cypriniformes, Catostomidae. Gene Ontology annotation, biological process: regulation of transcription by RNA polymerase II; protein sumoylation. The coding region runs from base 254 to 3334 and encodes 1026 amino acids. The record is from RefSeq and is a predicted model, not a curated record. Gene Ontology annotation, molecular function: SUMO ligase activity; zinc ion binding.